This is a messenger RNA of Aspergillus heteromorphus CBS 117.55, 1398 nucleotides long. RefSeq names its product FAD-binding oxidoreductase. The transcript is spliced from 3 exons. Gene Ontology annotation, molecular function: FAD binding. NCBI's taxonomy places the organism in Eukaryota, Fungi, Ascomycota, Eurotiomycetes, Eurotiales, Aspergillaceae. The record is from RefSeq and is a predicted model, not a curated record. The coding region runs from base 1 to 1398 and encodes 465 amino acids.
AUGGACUCCGCCAUCCAAACCCUACGCAACACCUUCCCACCCCCCCAGGUCCUCGUCCCCACACACUCCCUCUACACCCUCCUCAACAAAUCCUACCACGCAGGCCAACAAGCCGACCACCGCCCCGCGGCCAUCUUCCUCCCGCGUGGCCGCCAGGACGUCGUGCGCUUCAUGCGCCUGAUGAAGCCCUUCUUCGUGCAAGGCGACAUCACCCUCGCCAUCCGCAACGCCGGCCAACAGCUCACCGCCAACUGCGCCAACAUCCACAACGGCAUCACCAUGGACCUGUGUCUGCUCACGGGCAUCCGGUUCCGGGCUCAUGAUAACAUCGUAAUGAUUGGAGCGGGGGAGAGAUGGGGACUGGUCUAUGAGGUUCUGGCCGGCGGCCUCUCCCUCCUCUCCCCCCGUGAAGGCUUCGCCUGCGACAAUGUCGUCAACUUCGAAAUCGUGCUCCCCUGCGGCACCACCGUCCACGCCAACGCGAAUCACCGCCGCGACCUCUUCCUUGCGCUCCGCGGCGGCGGGAACAACUUCGGCGUCGUCACCCGCUUCGACAUGCGCACGUUCCCGCAGGGUCCCCUGUACGGUGGCUGUCUGUACUAUGAUCUGGGUGAGAUGCCGGGGCAGGUCGAGAAGCUGGUGCGGUUUCUGAAGGAUCCGGUGGCCGGUAAUGCUGGCGAUGUGGAUGUGGAUGUGAGGAUGGGGUUGACGUACGCGAAGAAAUGGGACGGCGUGUUGGGGAGGAAUGAGGUCUGGUAUACGAAGCAUGUGGAGGAGGGGGAGGAGGAUGUGGUGGAGAGAGGGCUGGAGGGGUGUCCGUUUGUCGAGGUGAAGAGUAGAAUGAGCGUUUUGAAGAUGGUGAGUCUUUCGGAGGCGGCGCAGGUGAAGGUGGAUGAUGUGGAGGGGCAGAGGAGAUGCACCACCAUGAACACAACCGUCAAAGCACACGCCCCGACUCUCCUCGCUGCCUGCACCACCUUCCUCAACUCCAGCAACACAAUGGAUCACAUCCCCGGCCUGUACUUCUCCCUCACCCUGCAACCCUACCCCGUCGGCAUGCUGCACAAGUCCUCCCUCCUGGGCGGCAACUCGCUCGGCCUGAAACCCGCCGACGGCCCGCUCGUCGGCAUCAUCCUCGUCGCCUACUGGGACGACGCCAACCACGACGAGGAGGUCCUCCGCGCCAUGAAGUGGGUGCUCGGCAAGGUCGAGGAUGAGGCCGCCGACCGCCGCACCGGCUUCCCCCUCAAGCUGAUGAACUAUGCGGGCGAGUUUCAGGAUCCGAUCGCCUCGUAUGGACCCCAUAAUCGGUGGAAGUUGGGGGAGGUCAGUCGGAAAUGGGAUGCUGAGGGGGUGUUUCAGAAACUCGUGCCGGGGGGGUUUAAGUUGUUGACUUAG